This is a messenger RNA of Eucalyptus grandis, 679 nucleotides long. Its product is annotated as transcription factor IIIA-like. The coding region runs from base 47 to 325 and encodes 92 amino acids. NCBI's taxonomy places the organism in Eukaryota, Viridiplantae, Streptophyta, Magnoliopsida, Myrtales, Myrtaceae. The transcript has 2 exons. The record is from RefSeq and is a predicted model, not a curated record.
CGACGAGCUCCGCUCUGCAACAUCGGCGAGAGCGGGCGCGAGAGAGAUGGGGGAAGAAGAGAGCUGCGAGAAAGCAGGGCCCGUGUUCAGGGACAUUAGGCGGUACCACUGCGAGUACUGCGGGAUCUGCAGGUCCAAGAAGUCCCUCAUCACUUCUCACAUCCAGUCGCACCACCAGGAUGAGGUGGAAGCGGCAAUGGCUCAAGGUGUCGAGUGGAAGGAGGGAGCGAAAGCUAAUAAUACCUGCGAAGAAUGCGGCGCCACGUUUAAAAAACCCGCGUACUUGAGGCAGCAUAUGCAGGGCCAUUCGCUCGUGGUAUAUUGAGAUCUCUGUUUUGUUAUUGAUGAUGCAACAUGAAAGCAAAUUCUUUGAAAAUUUUAGUCAAGUUUCGAUUAGAUUACACCUGUCAUGGUGGUGGUCUACGGUGAGGUACAGUUUGUAAAGUGGAGGGUUCAGAUUACAGUCGCACCGUUCUUGUUGAACAGACAGUUUUGAUGUACACUGCUCGGUCUUUGCUCUUAAGAUUUUCACAUUUGUAACUUCUGAUGAGGUGUCAGAAACGGCAAUUCGGAUAUUAUCGUUGGGAAUGUACAUGAUUUUUCUGGGCUGUGGAAUAGUGAUGCCGUGAAUUUGUGAAGCAUCAUCACAUGCAAGCACGCGUGAGAAAGCAUUAAUCUU